CAGGUCUUCUUCCUGUUACCCUCCUCUCCCAGCGGAGCCCACAGUGACCGUCUCCCCGGCCAGGACAGAGGCCCUGAACCACCACAACAUGCUGGUCUGCUCGGUGACGGACUUCUAUCCAGCCCACGUCCGAGUCCGGUGGUUCCGGAACGACCAGGAGGAGACGGCCCGUGUCGUGUCCACCCCCGUCAUCAAGAACGGGGACUGGACCUACCAGGUCCUGGUGAUGCUGGAAAUGACCCCCCAGCGCGGAGACGCCUACACCUGCCGCGUGGAGCACCCCGCCCUCCAGAGCCCCAUCACAGUGGAGUGGCGGGCACAGUCAGUCUGCCCAGGGCAAGAUGCUGAGUGAAUUGGGGGCUUUGUG
This is a messenger RNA of Pipistrellus kuhlii (Kuhl's pipistrelle), 367 nucleotides long. RefSeq names its product HLA class II histocompatibility antigen, DQ beta 1 chain-like. Gene Ontology annotation, biological process: peptide antigen assembly with MHC class II protein complex; antigen processing and presentation of exogenous peptide antigen via MHC class II; immunoglobulin production involved in immunoglobulin-mediated immune response. Bases 89 to 352 code for a protein of 87 amino acids. The transcript is spliced from 2 exons. NCBI's taxonomy places the organism in Eukaryota, Metazoa, Chordata, Mammalia, Chiroptera, Vespertilionidae. Gene Ontology annotation, cellular component: MHC class II protein complex. The record is from RefSeq and is a predicted model, not a curated record. Gene Ontology annotation, molecular function: MHC class II protein complex binding.